Molecule: messenger RNA, 1338 nt
Organism: Rhagoletis pomonella (apple maggot)
Lineage: Eukaryota; Metazoa; Arthropoda; Insecta; Diptera; Tephritidae
Gene: Tm2
Product: tropomyosin-2
Exons: 5
Coding region: 151-1005 (284 amino acids)
Biological process (GO): muscle contraction; actin filament organization
Cellular component (GO): actin filament
Molecular function (GO): actin filament binding
Source: RefSeq, a predicted model, not a curated record
UCACCAUCGGUUGGGGGCUUUCUGCUUUAGGAAAGUUCGUCUUGCAUCAGUGUUCUCGGGGUUUUGACAGCGUAUAGUGUGUUUGGAACGCUAAGUGUUAUUCUUCAUUUCUUUAUUCCCUCCUCUAAGUAAAACAAAAACACAGACACCAUGGACGCCAUCAAGAAGAAGAUGCAAGCGAUGAAGCUUGAGAAAGAUAACGCCGUUGAUAAGGCCGAUACCUGUGAAAAUCAAGCGAAGGAUGCCAAUGCCCGCGCCGACAAAUUGCAAGAGGAAUUGCGCGAUUUGGAGAAGAAAUUGGUACAAGUGGAAGUUGACUUGGUCACCUCCAAGGAGCAAUUGGAAAAGGCCAACCGGGAAUUGGAAGAGAAGGAGAAACAAUUGACCACCACUGAAUCUGAGGUGGCCACCUUGAACCGUAAGGUACAACAGAUUGAGGAAGAUUUGGAGAAAUCCGAGGAACGCUCCACCAGUGCCCAACAGAAAUUGCUGGAAGCCACACAAGCCGCUGAUGAGAACAACCGUAUGUGCAAAGUAUUGGAGAACCGUUCACAGCAGGAUGAGGAACGUAUGGACCAACUGACCAACCAAUUGAAGGAAGCCCGUAUGUUGGCUGAGGAUGCUGAUACCAAGUCCGAUGAAGUAUCACGUAAGCUGGCCUUCGUUGAAGACGAGUUGGAAGUGGCUGAAGAUCGUGUCAGGUCCGGUGAAGCCAAGAUUAUGGAACUUGAAGAAGAAUUGAAGGUUGUGGGUAACUCGUUGAAAUCCUUGGAAGUGUCCGAGGAGAAGGCCAACCAACGUGUUGAGGAGUUCAAGCGUGAAAUGAAGACUCUGUCCGUGAAAUUGAAGGAAGCCGAACAGCGCGCCGAACACGCUGAGAAGCAAGUGAAGCGUCUGCAAAAGGAAGUCGACAGGCUAGAAGACGAAUUGGGCGUCAACAAGGACAGAUUCAAGUCGCUCGCCGACGAGAUGGACUCCACAUUCGCCGAAUUGGCUGGUUAUUAAAUUGUUUGCGGCGAAAUGUAAAGACAGCGGUGCUUUUCUAGCAAAAAGUACUAGAAAAGUUUGCUCACGCAGUCUUCGCUAUGGAGUCAAUGCAAUUGCAACAACAACUGCAAAAUAUUAUAACAAUCUGUAAAUUCGAAAAAAAAUUGUAUAAAUGUUAAAAACACCAACAACAUAAUGAAGAUGGAAAAAUUAUUAACGACAACAACAGCAAUAACAACACCUUAAAUUGCUUUUUCAUUUUUCUAGUAAAAAAAUGCAUUAAUGCAAUGCAAAGUCGAUGAAACAUACGCGCUUUGAAUUAAUAUUUUAUUAAAUAAAUUUUAAAAACCA